This is a messenger RNA of Plenodomus lingam JN3, 1014 nucleotides long. RefSeq lists its product as uncharacterized. The record is from RefSeq and is a predicted model, not a curated record. Lineage: Eukaryota; Fungi; Ascomycota; Dothideomycetes; Pleosporales; Leptosphaeriaceae. Gene Ontology annotation, molecular function: hydrolase activity.
AUGGCCUUCCUUUCACCAGAUUUCCAGAUCGUCUCAGACCUUCACCUGGAAACGCCCAUCUCGAAGCCACAGUAUGAGACCUACAACCUGAAGAUUACAGCAAGCAAUCUUUUACUUCUGGGAGAUAUUGGCCUCGUCAAAGAUGACGGCCUCUUUACUUGGCUACGUCGAUGUCUAGAACAAAACUGUGGUACUCGAAUCUUCUUUGUCCUGGGCAAUCAUGAGCCCUACCAACUUACGCUGGACCUCGCGGUACAAAAGCUCAGAGCUUUCGAACACGUUGCAAAAACGCAAUAUGGGAGUCGCUUUAAAUUUUUACACCGCAACCGUUAUGACAUCAACAGGGACAUCACCAUCCUCGGCUGCACUCUCUGGACCUCGAUCCAACCCAGCCAAUCUGCAGAAAUCUGCAACAGAAUGACCGAUUUCAACGACGUUCGCGGUAUUCAAAAUUGGUCUCUGGAUAGCGCUUUGGAAGAGCACCGGAAAGAUUUAACCUGGCUUAAUGAACAGGUACUCGAGAUCGAAGCUUCAGAGCCGCAUCGCCGUAUAGUCGUUGCAACACAUCAUUGUCCCACCAUAGAUCUCCGGGCCAGCGAUCCUGCUCAUUACGGUAGCACAGUGAGCUCGGCUUUCACAUCUGAUCUAUCUCAUCAGCCUUGCUGGACAUCUGCAGCCGUGAAGAUGUGGGCGUUUGGUCAUACGCAUUAUAGCUGCAUAUUUCGCGACGAUCCGUCUGGCAAGAUUGUGAUUGCCAAUCAGAAGGGCUAUGACACUAGGAGGCUGGGCACCAAGGUCGUGGAAGUUAAAGAUGGUGAGUGGCGGCUGGCUUGUACGGAGAGCAAAGCGAGGAAUAGUAUGGAUCGCAUGGAACGGCCUGGGAUACGUCAGGUAGCGGAGACGAGGGGAGAGGAUUCUGAUCUAGUAGCAAGGAGGCCAUGUGCAGUGACAAAAGUACAGGGAAAAUUUCGACGCACGACCAAGAAAAUCUUCGCCUACUGUCACGGAUCUUAG